Heteronotia binoei (common prickly gecko) is the source of this 4526-nucleotide messenger RNA. RefSeq names its product WD repeat domain 97 (gene WDR97). Lineage: Eukaryota; Metazoa; Chordata; Lepidosauria; Squamata; Gekkonidae. The record is from RefSeq and is a predicted model, not a curated record. The coding region runs from base 1 to 4494 and encodes 1497 amino acids. The transcript is spliced from 26 exons. Gene Ontology annotation, molecular function: protein binding.
AUGGAGAUGGCAGAGAGCAGCACCCCCCAAAAGGGGAAGAGAGAAGACCUGGGGGUGACGCAAAGGGAGAGCCAGCCGGACGAGGCAAAGGAGUCGGGGAGUGCCGGGCAGAUCAAGGGGCAGCAGCACUGGCUCCAGCUUCAGAAAGGCUUCCGGCGUGCUGUGGAAAAGAUCAAGAACGAGGAGAUGAAGGUGACCUACCUGAGCCACGGCCUGCAGCACCUGCGCCACAUCAGCCUGCUCAACCCCGUGCUCCACAUCGCCCACGACUGCCUCAAGAAGGUCUUUGUGGUGCUCGACACAGAGAACGGCCUGCACUGGUACAAAGAGGAAGGCUUGUACGUGAGCAGCAGGAGAGCCCCGGUGCCCAUGGAGGGCCUGCUGUAUGCCUCUCAGGCCGACCGUUUUGUGGCAUGGGACAAGGGGGGCCUCCGAGUCCUCAACUCUGGCUUCGAGGUGCUGUCUGAGGUGCAGUCGGCUCUGCCCAUCCGCUGUGGCCUUUACAGCGCGCUGCUCAACCGGGUCGUGACCGCUGGGGAGGGCAACUUGGCCGUCUGGGGCUUCCGCUACGGAUACAGAAGCUUGCAGUGCCGCACCAUCAUCAGCGAGGGCCUGGGGCCCAGUGCUGUCUUUUGCCGCCUGGCCUUGGACACCAGUGGGACGGAGCCCCAGCGGUGCUUUGCCUCGUGUGACACUGGCGCAGCGGCCUUUGAUGUCUCCGGGGGAACCCUGAUCUCCUUCAAGACAAAGCUUCACAGCCGGGUUAUCACAGACAUUGCCUACUGCGAAGCGGUGGGGAGUCCAGUGACAGCCUCCCGGGACACGACCAUCAAGGUCUGGGAUGAGACCUGGCACAUCCGAACCGUCUUUGUGGGUCACACAGGCCCAGUCGUCGCCCUGGCCGUCGACCCCCAGAGACCCCUCAUCUUCUCUGCCUCCCAUGAUGGCACCAUUCGCACCUGGAACCUGGAAACCAUCGACCAGGUGGAUCAGGUCCACAUCUCCGAGCCAGUGGAGUCUCUAGAGACGCAGACUGCCUCCUGCGUCAUCUCUGUCUCCGGCCUGUCCCUCGACCUGUGGAAGAUCAACAAGCUGUACUCGCUCUACGUGCCUCUCGGGUCUCCUGCCAGGCGCCUCAGCUGCAUCGACCUGAAGGCCGUCGCCAGCUUCCCCGUCCGCAUUGUCUGUGUGUGCCAGGAUGCCACUGUGAGGGUGCUGGAUGCGCCCACGGGGGCCGUCCUGGCCAUGCUCUCCUUGCCCCCGCCGCACCGUGUCACUGAGGUGGCCUACAGCCUGCCCCGGGAGACCCUCUUUGUGCUGACGGAGAGCGGCUCCUUGCUGCGGGUCAACGCCGCCACUGACCCCAUGGUUGUGAAGAAGAGCGUGGCUCCGGCCAGCCACAAGCCCCGGCCCUCCUGCCUCCUCCUCUACAGCCACAUCAUGGACCCUGAGAAGGCUUACAAAACCUGGCUGGAGGUGGUGGCCAACAAAAGUGACCGGAAGGCCUGGCAGAAGCCCCCCCUCAGAAUGCAGGACAAAAACAGGUACGUCCUAAUCUUGGGGCAGGAAGACGGGCUCCUCAACGUGGUGGACUGGUUUUCCGGGCGGAUCCAGUGUCAGGUGGAGGCUCACCACUCCCAGCGCGUCACGGCGUUGGCUGAGUACACUGCCCGGACAUGCAUCAUUUCUGCAGGUGCUGACCGGACAGUGAAGAUGUGGCGUGUCUUCCCCUACGUGGAGGAGAGCUUGGUCCUGCUCCUCUGCUUCUCCUGCGCUGUCCCUGCGUGGCACCUCUGUUGCCUGCAUGAGACCUUGGCCGUGGCUUUCCAAGACCCACAGACGGUCACCUACAGCAUUGUCCACUACAAUCCGAUGGAGCAGACGUGCUCCGAGCACGGGCCAGAAGACGACCCUCUGGAUGACAUCACAGGCCUCUGCUGCUGCCCCAACCUGAAGCUCUUUGCCUCCUCCAGCCGGGAUGGCUCUGUGAAGAUCUGGAACAGCCACAACAAGCUGCUGCGGCACCUGAAGCUGAACACCAUCCCCGAGAGCCUGGCUUUUGCCAACCCUCAGGGUGAUCUGCUAGUUGGCAUCGAGCGACACCUCUACUUGAUCAGCCACAAGAAAUACCUGCCCAGCUAUUACAACAUGACGCUACUGUGUGCCCAGUUCCUGGAGCCCAUUCAGGACACCUCCGUCCCCAUCACUGAGUCAUCCUUCAAAAUCCUCGUCCAGGACAACGUCAAGUGGCUGAAGCAGGAGCCCCCUGCAGAGGAAGCUAGGUCACACAGCAUUUUCAGGAUGCCCACGCAAGAGUCAAAGGUGAUAAGGGGCAGCGAAGUGGAGGCCAAGGCAUCCCUAGUGCUGGACCUGAGGGAUCACGACCUGCAGCAGCUCCGGACGGGGAAAGCCCGAGCAGCCAAGAAGGUGCGCUUCACCAAGGCCAUGCGAGACGAGGCCUUUGAGCAGUUCCUGCAGAUAUUCUACAAGCAGCAGCCCCAAGUGAAGAUCCCUGAGGAAGACGUCUUCAAUGCCGACGAAGUGCUGGAGGCCCUCAGCCGGUGCGGGUCCAUCUCGGAGCUGUAUGGCCCCAGCCUCUCCAACAUGUUCCUGGGCGCCUUCCCUCAGCUGGCCUCUCUGGAAGCCCCAGGGACCAGCUCAAGGGGCAGAGGGGACAAUGCCAGUGCCGCCAUCUCCCCGGGAGAAGAGGAAGCCCCUGCCACCCAAGAGACCCAUCUCGGACGCCACUCCAGACGCCUUGGCACAGACGCCUUGGCAUUUCCUGAGGAUGAAGCCCGCAAAUGGCCAGGCAGCACGAGAGCUCCGUUUUUGGGAGGGCGCUUCUUCGAGACCGUAUUUGGGAAGGCCAAGACCCCCAGGGAGAAGCUCGAGUCAGAAUUAAGCCUCAUCUCCGAAGAGGACCUGCGGGCCCCCAAGUCGGCCUCUUGGGUGGGCUCGCUGGCCGGCAGUACCGUUUUGCACACUGUGGAUGCUGACAGGAGUGAGAAGAGUCUCAGCAGUGGGGAGGCUUUGAUGCCCAUGAGGAGCCGUGAGUCUGUCAAGCUGAGCCAGUCCUCCUUGCGCUCCAGGAGCCAAACGCUGUCCAGGACCACCCAGGAGGGCAGAAGGGACAGCCUCCAGACACAGAUGGAGCCAGAGGGCUCACAGCUGCUGACCCGGGCCUCUUCCGGUGGGUUCACCCCUAACUCGGUGGCCACACAGCUGCUGCACAUCCGGGAAUCCUCCUCUUCCCCCAAUGUGGAGAGUUUGGUGAGGCUGAUCCGAGAGCGGGAGGAGCGCGAGAGUCUCUCAAGCGCCAGCUCAGUCAAGAGGGCCGCUCAGGAUCAACAGCCAGGGACACAACCGUUGAGGGUGAAAUCACGCAGCCGUUCCCGGACCAGCACCAAGGAGAGCUCCUCCAGGGUUUUCCUGACGCAGCUGGAUGAAUCCCACUACCCAGACCAUGUGGCAACGCCUGAGGAAGAGAUUUCAGCCUUUCAUAUACGCUUCAAGGAUUCUGGCUGGUUCCAGCAGCUUUUCCCCGAGGACAUCCCCCCUGCAAUGGACGUGUUCGAGUUGUUGGCCAUGCUGCUGGCGGCCCUGCCUACAGCUGACUUCGACACCAAGACCCAGCUGCUGGAGGCCCUCCUGAGCCUGCGUGGGGCCUGGGGGCCUGGGGUGAGCAGCCUGCUCCACAGCACCCUCAUCGGCCUCCUCAACGUGAGGAAAGGAGCUCCCUCCAUGAAGGAAGAGAGCCAGCAGAGGUUCAUCCUGGCGGCGCUGCGUGCCCUCCUCGCCCUCGACAAGGACAGCACGGACCUGAUGGUGGAGCUGAUGGCCUGCUACCUGCAGGCUCCACCUGCCCCCAGGGUGGUCGUUGAGGGCCUGCUAGAAGAGAUGGGGGUGCAGGACCCACACGGGUGUUUCUACAAGGAGAUGGACUCCUGGCAGGUGAAGAAAGAGGGCCGCAAAGAGAAGCUGCGGAAGGUCUGCUCUCUCUGGCUGGAAGGAGCCAUGCAGCAGCUGCAGGAGCAGCGGGAGUUUCUGGCUAUGAAGGAGAAGCUUCGAGGGAAGCACUUCUGCCCCUACUCGCCCAAGCCCAAACUGACGUCUCUGCAGUCAGUGCAUCCUGUAGAUGCCGUCAAUCAUUUUGUUGCGCAGCGCUUGGUGGCUCGGCCGGAGAUGACCAGAGACACAGUCAUGGCCUUGCCCCCCGUCCAGAAGAGACAGGCCAUCUUGCGGCUGGGAGAGACCAACGCGAUGCUGAGGAACAGGAUCCCUGAGCAUGCAGACUUCUACUUCCCGUACAUCUUCCCACGUUACCUCUUGAAGGGGUUUGUGCCUUUUGUGAAGCUUCCUUUGCCAAAAAUCAACCUGAGCCCAUUCCCAUUGGAGUCUGAGAGGCCGCUUUCUCCGGAAACCUUCACUGCCAAGCAGCAGCCGGUGCAGAAGUAUUACAUUCCAAAGUUCUCAUACGCUGAGAGCUACCCUUGAUGGGAGGGCGCUCCUGCAGGGCUCCGGAGUGG